Penicillium soppii is the source of this 1722-nucleotide messenger RNA. RefSeq names its product Tti2 family protein. NCBI's taxonomy places the organism in Eukaryota, Fungi, Ascomycota, Eurotiomycetes, Eurotiales, Aspergillaceae. The transcript has 4 exons. The record is from RefSeq and is a predicted model, not a curated record. Gene Ontology annotation, cellular component: cytosol; centrosome; nucleoplasm. The coding region runs from base 1 to 1722 and encodes 573 amino acids.
AUGGAUAAAUUACGCAAAGAAGCCCGUGAGGCUCUUAUCCAAACCCCCGGAAAGGUGCCCACUGGUUUUCUCCCCGGUGCUAUGGCCGCCUCCAAGUGUGAUUUGGGUCAAUUAUGGGAGGAUAUCUCAUCUCAUGAUCAUUCCACUCAUUUGAAUAUUUGUGAAAGCCUCAUGACAGUGAUAGGCUACAUCGAAUUCUGGGACCCUUUACUGCCUAACGACGCAGGUCCUCGAACAUUGAAUGAUGUCGAAACCAAGGCCGUGAACAACUUGUUUGAGUGGGCCAGUGCUGUUGCUUUGCCUGGCUCAGAAUUUGCUAGUAAUUUCGACGAAACAGCAGACUUUUCAGACGACGUCUUUCAAGCCCAAACAGAGAGUCGGUUUAGAUCAGAAAUGGCUAUGGAGCUUCUCUUAGUCUUGAACAAAACUUUGCCCAGUCUGCCCAAGCGCAUGCCAGAUAAUGUGGCAGAUGUGCUCAUGGCAGGAGCAUGUUUUGACAACAAGGCCAAUCCAUGGGUCACAUCGGAGAGCAAUGAUGCGGCUUCAAUGUUGAUGACCGUUUGGAUUCAAGACACUCAGGACACUAAAUUGUUUUGGCCCGCCAUCGAUUUCAUCCUCAAGGAGAGAAUUAGACCUCUUUUCGCGAACACAAAGAACCCCGCUAUCACCAAUGCUGGCCGCAAGAACUUCCAUCCUCAGACUCUACCUCGCUUUGGUGGAAAUGGUCUGGACGGACCAGUCAAGCGUUGGAAGACUACGGAUAUUUACGUUGCAUCCGUGCUGUCGUGGAUCAUUUCACAAUACAGUCCACAGAACAAGGUACAAUUCGAGGAACACUUCCCUCUUUUCGUGCCGACAAUACUAGCAAUGAUUGAUGACAACAACCUGCCCUUUAAGACGGAAGGUUGUGUGCUGCUAACUCAGCUGCUCCAACCCAUCCAAGAAAGCGACUCGGACAUCCUUCGACGAACGAAUCUCACAUCUGUUUUCGAAGAAGCCGUUACGCCAUGCCUUCUUUCUCUGCCAACUAUCACACCCGAAGAUCGGUCUCUUAAGCUGUUAGGAGCAGCAUACCCAGCGCUCCUCAGCACGCUCAAGACAGCCUACAAAGGCAAAUCACAAUCUGAAGAAGAUAAAGACGCCUACACAGCCGGCCUCGCCAAAAUCCUUCGGUCAAACCUCAUUUCCUCUUUCCAUCAUAUAAGCUCCAGCACUCCAACUUCCGGCGAAACAACUGCAUCAUUCCCUUACCCCCGCCUCUCAACUUUCCUACUAGAAAAGAUCACCAUCUUCACCAACGAGCUAGGAAUACACACGACAAAGUACCUCCAAGAUCUGAUCCCUAUUCUGUUCACUACACUCUCAAACGUGUUUGGAACCGCACACCCUCCACUGCUCCGUGCGGCAACGGCAGCGACACAGGCGGUCAUUAAGAACGCACACCCACGCAUCUGGCGCUGGCGUGGGGAAAUCUUGAGUGGAGUGUGCUCUUGUUGGCUGCACAUUGCUGCCAAUGACAACGAAGAAUCCGUAUCGCAGCUGGGUAAGCUGAAGGGCGAAUUGCAGCAGACGACGAAGCUACUCAAGUAUGUCUUGCAAAAUCCUAUUCCUAUUGCAGUUGAUUCUCCGGAGCCUGAGGCGUUGCGAGUAAAGGACAAUGUCCAGAAUGAGUUGCAAGACCUUGUUGAUGCAGAUUCAGAGCUCAAGGGCCUUUUCAAUUGA